AUGGGUCUAAUGUUAAAGGAACGUUUUUUUUUUCGAAAUCCGAGGACUAUAAAACAAACACCCGUAACGGAUUGUGUCAGACCGUUCUUCGAGCAGAUACGAAACUACCAAAAUGAAACUGUUUGUGUUUGUACUUUGUGUGAUGGCCCUGUUUUUGGGAGAGAAUCAGGCCCAAGCUCAGGGUAAGGGCGACGCCAGUGGUGGCGGUAGCGCCGGCGGCGGUGCCGGAGGCGGUGCCGGAGGCGGUGCUGGAGGCCAAGCCGGUGUUGGCGGUGGAGCUGGGUUUGGUUUCGAACUGGGUGGCGGAGCGGGGGCGGGCGGAAACGUGGGGGCUGGAGGCGGCGCUGGUAAAAAAUAAAGAAAACUCGGAUAGCGGAAUGGGCAGUAAGAGGCGACAGCUGCGCGUAGAUUAAAUUUGAUUUUAUGUUUCGAUAAAAGUGAAUAAAAGCUGUAAGAAA
Cylas formicarius (sweet potato weevil) is the source of this 458-nucleotide messenger RNA. RefSeq lists its product as uncharacterized. The transcript has 2 exons. Bases 113 to 358 code for a protein of 81 amino acids. Lineage: Eukaryota; Metazoa; Arthropoda; Insecta; Coleoptera; Brentidae. The record is from RefSeq and is a predicted model, not a curated record.